AUGAGUUCAUCUGCCGCCUCGACGUUCUCUGUACUCCCUCGGUAUCUUCAGCAUCGAAUUGACAAGGUGUACAUAUCCACAGCAAAAUCGCACCAUCUCAUCGAGACACCACCUUUGAAGAAGACGAAACCAAUUGCAUCCACUUCGUCUGGAGGCGGUGGAUUUCUUGUUGAAGAUGACCCAGGCGAAGCAGAUGAUGAGAUAGACGCGUCCCAGAUCCCUAAUAUUCCCAUGUCAUCUAUCCCAUCUGCUCUGCAACUCCUUGACCUACCUCCCGAUGACGAACAAGUCUUGACCAUAUUUCGCCAGGCCGCAUCAGGUUGGGAAGAGGGCGCGAGCCCGUCCACAGAGUUGUCUGUUAGUAUGGAUGAUUGGCGCGCUGUUUGUGCCAUCUUACUCGAACAUCAUGCACAAGAGUAUGCAGAUAGUGAUGGGGACGCAAUUUCCCGUCCAAUCAGUGACCUAGGCAGUGACUACGAAGCGGGGGACGUUGAUAUGGAGGAACCUUCGGAUGACGACGAUGACUAUGUGGAGGAAGCACCGGCGCGUCGACGCACGCGUCCUACCACCCGCACACGCGAUUCGGACUCGGAUUCUGAUUUUACGAACCCCAAACAAUUGACCAAACGACAAAAGCAAACUUGUCUCGAGAAUUUCGCGCUUUUCUUCCCUAACGCGACGCCCGAGGACUUGCCCCGCCAGAAAAUAAUGAUCAGCGACAUUCAGCGUGUCGCGAAAUUGCUCAACGAAAAGCUGAAAGCUGAAGAGAUUAUUGAAAUGCUCGAAAUUUUCUCUUCUGCGCCGGACAAGUCAAUGACUUUGGCAGAUUUCGAGCGCAUGAUGAUUACUGCAAAGUUAGCGUAG
Desarmillaria tabescens is the source of this 864-nucleotide messenger RNA. RefSeq lists its product as uncharacterized. The transcript has 2 exons. The record is from RefSeq and is a predicted model, not a curated record. Bases 1 to 864 code for a protein of 287 amino acids. Lineage: Eukaryota; Fungi; Basidiomycota; Agaricomycetes; Agaricales; Physalacriaceae.